AUGUCGGACUUCUUACAUCAAAUCCUGGAAGCAAAAACAAGCCUAAAACGAGUCAGCAACUUAGAUAUCCCGAAAGAGGGAGCAUCUCCAUUCGCAUUCUCCAGUAAUUCUCAUUCAUCGUCUUCUGAUAACAUGAUACAUAUUUAUUGGAAACAAGUAGUCGAUCCAAACAUUUGUCUUCUUAAAAAGCUACAAGGCCAUGAUCAUUUGUUUGGAACCGCUAUCCAAGUGUUCGGGCCACUUAUCUCAAAAUUACUUCCAUCAUUUCGUCAAGUGUUGCAAAAUCAGAAAUUGUUAGAGUCGUUGAGUAACAAUGAAGCCACAGUCAUGCAGUCCAUCAUUGAUGGGUUCAUUUAUGGAGGCAAAGAAAUGAAAUGUGACAGUAUUGAGACAAGUUUGAUGGUUUUGUUCCUCUUGCAAAGAGCAGUAGGGGAUGUAAUUCCCUUGAAAACCAAAUGUGUCGAGUAUAUUAUCAAAAAUUUUAAUUUAGAAAAAGCUUUGGACAUCUUGGACUUGAUAAAUUGCUAUGUAAAAAGAGAUCGCGAAUGUUUUAAGAUGACCAACACGGUUACCAUUCUUGAAACCGUCAAAGAAUAUUGUUUGGAUUACAUGGCAGUCAAUUCGGAUAAGGAUGAAUUUGAAAAGUUUAUAAUGAAAGACAACAAAGGUCGCUACACGUUUGAGCUUCUAUCUUCUAUUGUCAGAAGGAAAAGUGUUCGCAAAGUGACCAUUGAUGAAACUCCAAACCGGAUCUCAAAAACUCCGUUGCGUGACAUUUUCCAAGAACACCUGGAGACGGAUAUAAACUUACAACUGACCAACGGAAAGGUGGUGAAAUGUCACAAGUCCGUUCUGCAAUCCAAUCACUUUUUUAAAGCAUUACUCUCAGAAAAAUGGGCUUCCCACACUCAGGAAGUAUUUGGUGAAGAAAUGGAGUUCAUCAUUCACGGUUGUUAUGGAUUUGUAGACCAAGUGCCCAAUCGUUUGAUGAUUCCUCUCAUGAAGAAAGCUCAUGAAUUGGAAUUGAAAGAAUUUUUGAAAAUUGUACAAUCCCGUUGGUCUGUUUCUGUUGAGAGUUUCUUUGAAUCUGCACAAAGUUUGGAAGAAUAUUUGGAUGACGAAUUGUUUGAGGAUGUGAAACGGAAAUUGGUUGAAUUUGGCAUGAAGAACAAGAAAAUUCUUUUCAGCAAGAACAAUAUUGAACAUAUCCGAAAGCUUCCCAAACUGAAUGCUGAAAUUAUGGUAGCAUUUGUUAAUAGUUAUUAA
Messenger RNA from Naegleria lovaniensis, 1266 nucleotides. RefSeq lists its product as uncharacterized. The record is from RefSeq and is a predicted model, not a curated record. The transcript has a single exon. Gene Ontology annotation, molecular function: protein binding. Lineage: Eukaryota; Heterolobosea; Eutetramitea; Acrasida; Naegleriidae. The coding region runs from base 1 to 1266 and encodes 421 amino acids.